AAUUCAAAGAAGCAUUUGAAAUCACUGUUUGACAAGGAUGGAGAUGGUACAAUCGCCACAAAGGAACUGGGAACAGUGAUGAGAUUUCUUGGACAAAAUCCAGCAGAAGCAGAACUUCAGGAUAUGAUCGAUGAAGUGGAUGCAGAUGGUAAUGGAACAAUUGAUUUUCCUGAAUUUCUCACAAUGAUGGCAAGAAAAAUGAAAGAAAGUGAUAGUGAAGAAGAAAUCAGGGAAGCUCUUUGAUUGGUUGACAAAGUUGGCAAUGGUUACAUCAGUGCAGCUGAAUUGCAACAUGUAAUGACAAACUUGGGACCGAAACUUACAGAUCAAGAAGUGGAUGAGAUGAUCCAAGAGGUAGAUAUUGAUGGAGAUGGACAAGUCAGUUAUGAUGGGUCAUGUGACGCAAAUUAAGUAACUCCAUUUUCAAUUUGGAAUUUUUCUCUCAAGGCUGAUCAACUCACGGAGGAGCAAAUUGCAGAAUUCAAAGAAGCAUUCUCGCUGUUUGACAAGGAUGGAGAUGGUACAAUCACCACAAAGGAACUGGGAACAGUGAUGCGAUCUCUUGGACAAAAUCCAACAGAAGCAGAACUUCAGGAUAUGAUCAAUGAAGUGGAUGCAGAUGGUAAUGGAACAAUUGAUUUUCCUGAAUUUCUCACCAUGAUGGCAAGGAAAAUGAAAGAUAACGACAGUGAAGAGGAAAUCAGAGAGGCUUUCCGAGUGUUUGACAAGGAUGGCAAUGGUUUUAUCAGUGCUGCUGAGCUGCGACAUGUAAUGACAAACCUGGGAGAGAAACUCACAGAUGAAGAAGUGGAUGAGAUGAUCAGGGAGGCAGACAUUGAUGGUGAUGGGCAAGUCAACUAUGAAGAGUUUGUAAAGAUGAUGACCAGCAAGUAACUGAUCAUGUCUGCAGUCUCCAAGUUUAUUGAGAGUGAAUUGUCUGUGCAGUUUAAACAGCAAUUUGCCCACAUUCCCAUAGUUCUAAAUUACUCAGAAUCACCCAGAUGUAAGGGAGAUAUUUAUGCAUAAUUUUAUUAAAAAUAUUGAUUUUUCCACUUAUGGUUACAAAGAAGUAAGUUUAAAAUUUGUCUUGAGCUUUGCUGUUGUUUUAGCCAAAAUUAAAAUUCAGUUCAAAUUUAAACCCCUUCUGGUGUGACAUUAAUUACGUGCCAACUCUCCUGCAGUCUCUCAUGUGCAGGUGAAUUUCUGUGUUUUAGUGUUUCAGCAAAAAUUUUUAAAGGCAAGGUGCCUAUUUAUUUAUUGGUGAGAAAUUAUAGAUUGACAGAUAUUGACCUCACAUACCGUAAUAGGUCUAGGAAUACAUCAAAAUGAGAAAAUGAGAAAUGCCUUAAACACCUCUCAAUAUAUUGGAAGGCUUUGGGUUUAUACCAAUAGAUCUUCAAUUUCUAAUAUCCCAGGGAUAAAAAUCUCACACCUUUGACUCAGAACAAAACUUGGCAGGUAUAUUACAGUACCAUGCAUUAAAUUUCUUCAGGGUUAAUCCGGGUUGGUAAUAUAUUCAAUGAGGUUUGACGUGAUGUGUUUGCUGGUUAACAACCAAAGUUCCAAUAGUCAGAAUAUUGCUGGUACAUUUUAAAGAUGGCACAUGCAGCUAUAGUUAAGCUUGUUAAUUAACAAAAGCUGUAAGAAUGUUGUUGGAGCAAAUAAAACAAGCACCUUGUAUUGCAUGA
Messenger RNA from Orbicella faveolata, 1688 nucleotides. Its product is annotated as calmodulin-like. The record is from RefSeq and is a predicted model, not a curated record. Gene Ontology annotation, cellular component: myosin II complex. Lineage: Eukaryota; Metazoa; Cnidaria; Anthozoa; Scleractinia; Merulinidae. Gene Ontology annotation, molecular function: calcium ion binding.